AUGUGCAAGGCCAACAAGUCAUUUGUAAGUCAUCUUCUAAACAUAGUUAAAGUCAGCUUCUAAACAUAGUCACCUAUAUAUUGAUACAGUAGGCUUACCUUAUAUUUCUAGAAAGAAAAGCAAAUCUGUGACGAGAAGGUGAUCAAAUGGCUGAUGGAGCGCUACCAAGCCAAGGUGGUACCGGUCGAAACGCGCCACUCAUUCGAACGCUUUCAUUCUCCGCGACUAACCGAAGCUGAAUUCGAGGCCAAGCCAGUGAUCAUGCUGCUAGGACAGGUAAGCCAUUCUGGUUAGUAUAAAGGUCAAGUGAUCUUAAUGAGUAUACUCAAACAAAUAUACUCAUAAUGGGUAUAAUCAAACCCAAGCAAAAGAGAUUGAUGAUUAUGUUACAGUACUCGACUGGAAAGACCUCCAUGAUCAAAUACUUGUGCAACGAAGAAUACCCUGGAUCGUCGAUUGGCCCUGAACCGACUACUGACAGUUUCAACGUCGUACAUUACGCAGAAGAACCGCACAUCACUGAAGGAAUGUCUCUUACCGAAGACACACGAUUUCCGUUUCAAGUAAGUACUUUUAGGCCAUAUCGCGUAACAAUAUUUUUUAAUAAGUAGUUCAUGACAAUGAUAGACUUACUAUACAUAUAGUGCACGUUUUUAAAUAGAAUUGACAAAUUACAUGUGUAUUUAGGGACUAAAAUCAUUCGGAACGACAUUCUGUAGCCAUCUGAGAGGCUGCGGCUUAAACGCUCCUCUUCUGAAGUACAUGAGUCUACUAGAUACUCCUGGGUUACUAGCUGGUGAGAAACAUACGACUCAUAGACAAUAUGACUUCAACAAAGUCAUCAAGUUCCUGAGCGACAAGGUCGACCUCAUCUUUCUGUUGUUUGAUACCACCAAGUUGGACACGACCGAAGAACUGAAACAAGUCAUCAACUGCCUGCGGGGGAACGAAGAAAAGGUACUGUAACAUGAUUUGUUUAUAUUGUUGAUUAGUAAGGGGUCUUAAAAGCACGGUAACAAAUUAUUUAUACAAUGAUUGCACUUUAGGUCAGAAUCCUACUGAACAAGGCUGAUUUGGUGGACGAAGCCGAAAUGAUCAGAGUCCGCGGAGCACUAAUGUGGAACUUGAGCAAGAUCCUGGUUGCCCCAGAAGUACCACGGGUUUACAUUGGUUCGUUCACAAGAAAUCCUAUUGAUGUAAGACUUCUUUUUUGAUAAAAAAUGACAAAAUGAUAUGUGUAAAACUUAUAAUGACAAUCACCAUAGCUGACCUUUUAGCCAACUGUCAUGAACACAUACAAAGAGGACUACCUGGACAUGUUCAGCGAGAUACUGUGGUGUGUGAAUCGAGCUCGGAGCCGAAAGAUCAACGACCUGAUCAAGAGAAUCCAAGUGGUCGAGAUUCAUGCUGGACUGAUGACAUUUUUAUGUGGAAGCAAGUGGGUAAGUUAACAUAGUGUGAUUCUUGGACAAAAUGCAUAAUUGUCUACUAGCAUUACAUACUUCAAAAAAUAUAUUAGGUAUCCUAACUAUAAACUUCCGCUGACUUUUACAAGUUAUAACUUUUGUGAAAAUUAAUAUUAUUUGACGGGAUUUGUUUUGUUUUGUAGCUUGUUUCAAUGCAAAUCGAACGAUAUAUAAUACUUGUAUGUUUGUCUUUGUCUACUUGGAAAAAUCUGGGUAAAAAUUGACUAAGCUCAGUUUGGAGGUGCGAUAUCGCAUGCAACUGUGUAUUUAAACAAGGUAAAAGUGCGAUUGGAUGCCAUCGUACGUUUGCAGAAGUUUUUGGAGAAGAAGUUAUAAGUAUUAGACAUGUGCAGGCGUGGUUUUCAAAGUUUCAUACUGUGAACCUUGACCUUGUGGACAAACAACACAAACGAGGUCAUGAAGUGGCAGAUGCCAUCAACUGCUUGAGUUAAAUACUAAUUUAGCAACAGUGGAGUUGUCGCAUAUUCUUCCCCGUACCUCGCAAACCAUCGCCAAUCAUCUUCACAAACUAGGAAAGCUCAACAAAAGUGGCAGGCGGGUGCUCCACGAACUCAGUGAUUCCAACAUGGCGCUAAGGGUCAAUACUUGUGAUAUUUUUCGCUUGUCCAAAACCCGAGCUUUUUUUCAACCAAUUAUUACUUCGGAUGAAAGAUGGAUACUGUACGAUAUAAAGAAGGUCAAAAGACAAUAGAUUGAUAUUGGUUCAAAAGCUAUACCUACUUCGAAACCUGACCUUUGGUAAACAAAACCUUCCGUUGCGUAUGGUGGUCUACCACGGGAAUAGUGUACAACGGGUUUCUGAAACCUGGAUAAAUAAUUACGGCAGAUGUCUACAAUGAACAAUUGAAACGAAUCAACCAUGCUCUCUACUUUCUGGGUAUUGAUAUUUCCACUGUGAAACUUUGGCAAGAUGCCGCUCGAACUCACAGUGCAAAGAUGACGUCAUAAGUUCUUGGUGAAUUGAGCUGGACUGUAAUGCCUAUACCGCCCUACAGUCCCGACAUUGCUCCUUCUGAUUAUCAUGUAUUCAGAAGGCUGAAAGGUCGCAUUGCAUUUCAAAAAUGGCGCUGAAGUCAUGUUAUAGGGUGAAGAUUUCUUUAUGACACAGCUGAGGUAGUUCCACAGUUCUGGCAUUCACGUUUUGAAGGAACGUUGUAGAGAAGGCAUAGACAAUGUUAGAGUAUGUAUCUCAGAAUAAUUAGUUUUGUUUCGAUUGUUAUAAUAAAAAUAAGUUUGUUAAAAAAUGGAAGUUUAUAGUUAGGAUACCUAAUAACUGUUAAAACUUUUUGAAUAAAUAAAUUUCAGAAGUUCCCAAACAGUCCUCACGGCAUGGCCAAGAUGCUGAACGAGGGCAGAAUCAGGCAAAAGUUCAUGGAAUACAGAAUCAUCAGACGCAAAAUGCUACAAGACUUACCGGACAAAGACGUAAUAAAGUUUUUAAAUUAAUAUACUGUAUUAAUAAUCAAUGUCUGGUCUUUCAGUACGGUAAUGUUCCUUUUACCGUAAUAAUUUAGCAAUUCCGAAAAAUCGCGGUGGAAACCAAUCGGAAGGAUUGGGUGAAAGAGGACCCGAGACUGAUGAAGCAACUGCACGACUUCCUCGAAACUGACAUUCCAGCGUGAGUUUAUCUCUUAGAUGUAACAAUCCAGAGCAAAACUUUAAUCAAAACACUUGAAAUGUUAAUUUAGUGCCCUGGUAACUAUGGAGUACGAUGAAAACCCCUCUGCGGAACUGCAGUUCGUGUUCAAGGACCUGAUCGACGCCAUCGAAAAGGCCCCACCUAUACCACCUACAUCGCGAUUGGAUGACGAUGACAAAGUCACUGCUGAAACCACUACUCAUGGAGGUAACACCAGGACUGUCGAAGUUCCUAGCCAAGCUGGUGGAGUCAUCACGGCCGUUGGGGCUGGUCCACCUCAAGCUGGCGGAGACCCCACUGCUCAAGGUGCCAAUACCCAGACUGGAGCACCUAAAACCAAAGUCGGAAUCUCGGACCCGCCAAUUCAUGUUUACAAAAAGGCUACCACGCCCCCUGUUGUCCCCUCUCAAGCUUAA
Bursaphelenchus okinawaensis is the source of this 3542-nucleotide messenger RNA. Lineage: Eukaryota; Metazoa; Nematoda; Chromadorea; Rhabditida; Aphelenchoididae. The record is from the annotation of a GenBank genome assembly.